CACACGGCCCAUAUCAUCUCAUUGGCACACAGCCCUCUCAUUUCAUUGGCACAUAGCCCAUUUCAUUUCAUUAUUGACACAUGUAUUCAUUCUGAAUGCAGGGUGGUUCCCGCAGUGUGCGAGGGUACGGCUCCACCAUCGCGCGGGAUUGGUAUGCCGAGCUCCCGGAGGCUGUCCGAGGCUUAGUGGACUUGGCAGGAUUUGGACCCUUCUGCGUCGGGUUGUCACGUUGUCCUGCCAGGAGGACAUUGAUGGCAGCCUUGGUAGAGAGAUGGUGGGACACCACCAAUUCCUUUCAUUUCUCUGCUACCGGGGACAUGACCAUGACCCCUUUUGACUUCGCUGUAUUGACCGGCUUAGAUGUCGGAGGUUGGUCCAUCCCUUACGAUGAGGAUAUGGGCGAGUGGGAGGACGCCUGGAUGCAUCUAUUGGGGGCUCACCCGCCUGUUGAUAGGGUUUCAGGGAGAGUCCGAUACACUUGGUUCUCUUCCCAUUUUCGGCGGGCAGAGAUGAUGCCUGAGACUCCCGAGGAGACAGAGCAGUAUGCCCGUGGUUUCCUUAUGUUCCUCUUCGGGAUUACCCUGUUCGCCGACAGAGGGAACACCGUUGGGCUAUAUUUGCUGAGCGCUCUAGUCGACCUAUCACAGGUCCACCGUUAUGACUGGGGUGGCGCCGGCCUGGCUACCCUUUAUUUUUACAUGAGCACGACCUCCCGCGGGCGGGGCGAUUUGCUUGGCGGCUACUGGAGAGCUUGGGAGCUAUGGGUUUAUGUGUACUUCCCAUCAUUAGCCCCAGAGCUGGAGGUGGUGGGGAUUCCCGUGACCCCAUAUUCAUUGAUAUUCGAGGGCCCGUACCGGCCGAGGCCUCGAGAGACCCUCCUUCGCCUGCGACAGUACUUCGACAUUGUACGGCAUUCAGAGGGUCCUGCUUGA
Camellia sinensis is the source of this 932-nucleotide messenger RNA. The record is from RefSeq and is a predicted model, not a curated record. Lineage: Eukaryota; Viridiplantae; Streptophyta; Magnoliopsida; Ericales; Theaceae.